AGCAGCUAACCUUUCAUGUCGCGCAAUAAUACUUAUUCCCGCAUAGCAUAAUUCAAUAUAUUUGGAAACAUGAGAGCUAGCAAUUCAUUUGAUAUUAAUAUGAAAUAAAUUAAACAAUAAAUUACAAAUAAAAUUUAACCGAAAUAUUCAAAAUCUGUUUUUAAUAAGCUUCGCGGCAUAUUUGUCGAAGAAGAGUGAGCAGGUCAUUGUUUAGACAUGGCGGAUGGAGUGAAAUUAGUUGAUAGCCACUAUGUAAAACAUAGUAAACCACAUUCGGGGCAUAUUCAUAAAGGUAGUUAAAUUAGAGAAUUUUUAGUGGAAAUGUAAACAAUAAAAGAUGUAUUUAAUAAUUGUAUGGUCCUCAAAUUUAAUUUAUAAAGUUAUAUAAGUUAUAUCAUUUAUAAGUUAUAUGAUUACAAGUUCUGGUUCUGGUAAUGUUUCGUUGCUGCAUCCAUGUACUGAAUUGUACUAGCAUCUUUGCAACGGUUGGGGAUAUGAUGUUGCUAUUCUAACAGCUCCUAGUUGAUGCCAGGGCAGCCUUGAAACUUUCGACCAAUGUCGAGUUCACAGUGGCAUCGUUCAGGUGGUUCCAUGCUAUUAUUGUGGGUGGGAAGAAAGAUUGUUGAUACUGCAAUGUGUUGCACCGAGGCACUUUGAAGCAUUUGUUAUUGUUUCUGGUGUAAUUGUUUAUGGGAAUGUCAGUGGUGAAGUCAGUGUUCAGUGAGCGUUUUGCUCUGAUCAGUCUACUCGGCUUCUGUGGGGUGAGGUACAUGCCUGCUGGGAUGGCCGGUACGAGUCCCAUGAUCACUUUAUAUAAGAAUAAAAGUAAACUAAAAUUAAUUUGCAUUAUUACUUGAUAUUGAUAGGCCUAUGAAAUAAUAUUUAAUUUAAAUAAUAUAUUAGGCCUAAUUUAUUGUUAGAAUUUAUAAUUAUAGUGAAUGAUUCAUGAUAUUUAUGGAUUACAUUCAUUAUAAUCAUAUUUUUAUAUCAGUGACAUAGGCCUGACUAGGGGCCGUCCAUAAAGUACGUCACUCUAUUUUUGACCAUUUUAAACCCUUCCACCUUCCCCCCGUCACAAACUGUCACAAAUCUCGGACCCCCCCCCCCCUCUAAAGUACGUCACACUUUCGAACAAAUUUUUUUUUUCAAUUAACACCUAAUUAAAAUUUAAUCUAAAACACACUUCACUAUUAAACUGUAUUAAAAUAUAAAAUUUCCACUUAAAAGAACUAUCACAUUAUUAAAAUUACUUACUUUAUUAGUAGAAUAGUUAAUUGUCAACAGUUGUCACAGUUAUUCAUUGAAGCAGUAACUCAAUCUAGAUUGAAUUUGAAAACAAAAAUUGCAAAAAUUAGACUAGACAAUAAUAUAAUACACAUCAUUUAUCUGCUGAUUUUUCAUUUACAAAAUGUGAGGUCAAUUUUAGAUAAUUUCUGAUUAUGCAAUCUUUUUACACAGGAUAAGAACUAGAUGAGCGAAACUUGACCUCACCCAGUGAUUUAAUAAUAAAAAGGAAACAAAACAAUUUCACUAAAAAAAGACUAGAUUGACAAAUUAUGUGACAAACUCUUGUGCUAUAUUGAAUAUGUUUAUUAUGAGCCUGUGAAUUAUGUUUAAUUAAAAAAUUUUCACUGGACAUCAUCCAUCCAUGGUGACGUGAAGUGUUCAUCCAUAGUUACGACUGGCAUCAAUCUUUCACCAUCAUUGUUUCCUAGAAGGAUAAUUGCAGACAGAUCAACUUCAUCCUCAUGAAACCACUCAACAUCCUCUGAAUGUGCAUUUUCUCUUCUGGCAAUAACUGCGAUGAGUUCUCUUUGCCUUCUAGCAGCGAUUCUCAAAGGACUGAUGCGUUUUAUCUGAGUUGAUUCUAUAACAGUUUGGGUUGACACAUUCUCCUGAGCCCGAGCUCCAUGUUGUCCUGCAUGUUUCUUCAACAUUGUUUGUGAGGCAAAGUAUAAGUGACAUACUUUGCAAAUUCGAUCAAGUAAGCUGGUCUGCAAAGAUGGAAAAUAAAGAUCAUAUAAAUGUACUUUGAAAACUCCUGUUGAUCUCGGCAAGGCUAUACAUAAAACAAGGCUACGCAACAGCAUAGUAGGGCUCCUAGCGAGAGGAGUUGUGAACAACACAUUCAGGAGAUACGCUUUUUUGAACUAAUUCAAAUGUUUCACAAAAUUAUUUUUGAAAAUUAUUUUUAAAGCUAUUAAAUUCUACUAAAAAAAGAAAUUAGAAAUAAAAUUUAAAAAAAUAAAUGUGUGACGUCACACAUGGCCUGACAUCCCCCCUCCCCUCUGUCACAAACUGUCACACUUUCUUACACCCCCUCCCCCACUCUGGAGCGUGACAUACUUUAUGGACGGCCCCCUAGCAAGGAAUUCAAACAAUAGAUAAAAAACAAAUAAAUACACAAACAAUAAAUACAACAAAUUUGCAAACUCACUACACUCUACAGCUGACUGAAACUGAAAGUGAAAUGCAAACAAAAUUGGCACAGAGAAAAAUGGCUAAGCAGAAUAAUUACACUAGUAGUUGUAGUAAUAUAUUCAAUUUUUGAAUAUGACAAUACUUCACAUAUCAAUGUAUAAAUCAGUCUUGUACAAUCAUACUUAAGGAUGUACAGGUGGACAAAAUGCAGGCAAAUUUUCCUGUUCAACGAGAGAACUACCCAGAAAUCGUUACAAUGUUUUAACAAGUUUUAGAAUCGCUUCACAAAUUCAUUGCUUGAUAAAUUUUGUUUAAAUCCCUAUUUGAUGAACACUUUUAAACUCUGCUGCUUGGUUAAUUUUGUUUCCUUAAGGUAAUGAUAACAAAAAAUAUAAUGAUUUCAGGUCAUGCAAUUGUUGCUGCAAAUGCUUCUAUACCAACAAAGUAUCAGACAAUAAUAACCGAAAAUAGUGACAAGAGAGGUUUCCUAACUAAAGCCAAACGUUUUAAAGAUGAUUCGUUUUUGGUAAGAAACUAUUUUAUUUCAUUAUAUUUCAUUCAAUAACUGAUCAAUCUUAACAUUUUUUCAUUCUACACUAAAAUGAUGAUAAUUGCAAAUUAUAAUUUUUGGCUUUUUUUAAAUGUUUGCAACCAUAAUUGUUAUUCUCUCAUGUUGCAGACAGAAGCACCAGCUCCAGGCACAUAUGGUGAUGUAAAUAUAUUAGACACUACUAACCCAUCACUUUCUAAGAAGGGAACUGGAUCAUUUGCUUCUAAGGUUAAACUUAUAAUAUAUUCAUGCAUGAUUACAUCUCAUCUACACCAUGUUUAGUUGGCUGAAAGAGAUUCAGUGCAUAACCUGUUGUAGCAGAUUAAAUAAAUUUAAUAACAUUUUAAAAGUAAUACCUGUAUUUAAUGGACAAUACAAUUAAAAGCAAUACAUAUAUUUGAUGAGACAAAUUUGUCAUUUAUAAAGUAAAUUUUUAAACUUUGUUACUGUUGGUGUGAGUUAUGAUUCUUCUAUUAAAAUAUAUGAAUCUUUUGCACAAAAACCAAUUGAUUUCUUCUAUAACAAUUGCAAAAUCUGUCAAUCAAGUUAAGUUGUUUAUUAAGAUGUAUUAAAGGUUAAAAAAGGUUGGCACUUGAAGUUCAAAGUUUUACUCUAUAAUUAAGUGAAUCAUUCACUGAAUGGCUUGGUUUUAAAAAUAUUUUGACAUCACUAGAUUUUUUGGUUCAAUUUGUACAUUUAUUUUCACAUAUUAAUUAAUUAAUGACCAAACUUUGAUACACUUUAAUAUCAGUUGCAUUCAAUUUUGAUUUAUUGAUGCAGUCCAAGCGCCAGUUGAACUAUACAUUCUCAAGUGGUCCUGGACCUGGUAUCUAUGCACUCCCAAGUCUUCUCAGCACGAGAAAAGAUUUCAAUAAAUGUCAGGUUGAGAGACUGUUCCAGCUUCCUAUCGCCCAGACUGUUGAAAAAAACAAUGGAAUUCCUGCGCCGAACACCUAUGAGGUGAUUAAUUUUCUUUAAUAACUUAAACAGCUAAAUCUCUAGACUUCACAUUUCCAUGACCACCAACAGAAUGUUGUAUAAUAUUAUGAAUAUUUUGUACGGGAAUGCCCUAAUUUCUAAUUAGUACCGGUACACAUUUAUUUUUGGAGUUUAGUCAGUGCACAUUCACUCAAGCAAUAUAUAUGUUAAUAAACAAAAAACAUUUAAAAAAAAAAUGAUAACCUAUGUUAUCUGACUCAGGCGCAUAAUUGUUCAUGAUAAUUACAUAUUCCAUCAUGUCAAUAAUUACCAUUAAUUCCAUACAAUCAAUCUUAUUUUCUUUUAAGAUUGGUUACAUACCUCAAACCACAAGUUUAUGGUAAAUAGGCAUGACUCUUUUUCAACAAUAAUUUUUUUGGUCUGCCUUGCUGUUAGGUAAGUCAGCAAAUGUGAUAUAAAAGUAAUCAAACUAAUUUCAGAUUGUAUGAGCUUAAAGACAGCACAUUAAUCUUUCUGUUGCAAAAUUUUGCAAAAUGCAUUAGAUGUCCCAAAAUUUGUUGAUGAAUAAUCCCAGAGAAUUUUGUGACCCAUUCAUUUUGGAAAAUCCCAGGACAUUCUAGGGGGACAAAUUAUGUUUUACUGCUGACUAACUUGUUCUCAGAGCUACUUCUCUGUUUCUCACCCUCAUCUACAAGUGAAUCAUUGGCCCCGAAGCUAGACACUAUCAUUACCCAUCAAUGAUACUUUGUGUCGUUAGAUACUAUCAGUCAAUGAUACUAUGUGAUGCUAUGCACUAUCUGUCUAUGAUAUUCUGUCACCUUAUAGAUUUUUAAAGCCACAUACUAUCAGUCAAUGAUACUCUUUAUCCCUAUAGCUUUGUGAGACCUCACUCUAUCAGAAGUUGCUUCGAACUAGUAUAUUGGAUUUUUGUGAGCUUCAUUUUGACCAAUAUUGAUUUGAUCAUUGGUGGUAAUCUUGAAUGCCUUUUUUGGGUGAUAAUCAAGAAAAAUAUAAGGUGAAAAAGUCAAGCAUGCAUUGGGAAAUGUAACUUACAUUCAUUAAAUUUAAGAUUCAAAACAUUAGUUGUGUUGGUCACAUUUUAACAGUCCACUCAAACAUGGGCAUAAAGUUAUUGUCAUUAAAACUUGAACUUCAUUGCACAUUUUCGGAAACAAAAAUAAUUAUGUGGCAUUCAUUUUUUAUUUACUAACCAAAUGAACUUAUCAGGGCUGCUAAAUAUUUAUUUUGCUUCUUGAAGGUAUUAAAAUGUAGUGUUGGUAAAAGUAAUAACGUCACAGCCAAUGCAUCAUUCAAGUCAAAAUCAAAACGUGAGUUCAUGGAACUCUCUGAACAGAAGAAUAAUCCAGCACCAGGUAAACUCUAUCAUUCAAUAUCAAGGAUUUUAUUUAGCUUUUUAGAUUUAUGGUUAUUAAAUUUAACAAAAGCCAAAUUCAUAACUAUAAAUAUAUUUAUAUACACCCCCUCCUAAAAAUUAAAAAAAAAAAAAUCGCACAAACAACACCCAAAGUGUUUUCUCGUCCAAAUAGAUUAAAUAAAAAGGCUGUAACCAGCUGUAACGGGUUGCCCCAGGCAAGAAAUCUGUUUUAAACAUGAAAAUCUAAUUGUGUAUGAUAAUCAUCACUUCAUCUCUUUCUAUAACUUAACUGAAUUAUUUAUCCAUGAUUUUAUUCACAUUUCUUUCCAUUUAUUCAGGUCAAUACCAAGUGAAUGAUCAAAUACUGCACAACAGUACAAAAAUACCCUUUUCAAGUUUCAAGUCAAAAUCAAAACGACAGAUUCAGGCUAAAAUAGAUAAUGCAAGUAGAAACUCACUUUUUUAAAAAGUCAUUGAAUUGUUUAAAAAACUACCUUACAAGUUGCAGUUACAGGAUAGAAUAAAUAUUUUUAAAAUUCAAACGAAAAAUAUCACCAACUCAAUUCUUACUACUUGUAUGUUGUAGAUACCAGGACCUGGGGCAUAUGACCCUGAUGGACCAGUGGAGCAUCCACCAAAACUUAUUUUCCCGUAUGUAUUUUCUUGAAGCUCUCAUUGCACUUAAAGUACAUAAAAGCUUAUUAAGUUGUUUUGACCUACCAUUACUUAAUUACUUAAUAUGGGACUGAAACUUGUUUUAUAUAUCUUAGUGAACAGACAACAAACAAAUGUAAUAAAAGAUGACAAACAUCUGCCCAAAUUUUUGUCUUUAACUAAAAGCUAUUUAAAAUAUUUGAAAAAACAAGAUUUUUGUACAAUUUAAUUAUUUUAAUCUAAUAUUUUAAUAUAUAAAAUAGAGACUGACCAAAUAUAAAUUUGUCUGAUUUUGCCAGAAACUGAAACUAAACCAAAAGUUAAAACUGACAUUCGCCCGAAACCAAAAGCUUAACAAGACUUUCAGCUGAAAUUGAAAGAUUUAUAUAUUUUGAACCUUUUUUGAACAAUGAUGGGGUACCGUUAUUUAAAUUUUAAAAAUAAAAAAUGAGAUUAUCUUGAAUUUUAAUAGAUAGAAGUCGCUAGACUUCGUACAAAAUAAACCCUUGGCUCGCCUUUGCUUUUAUAAUAUAAUUACAACACUACCUAGACAUUUGGUAGCGAUUGAAAGCUUAGCAUAUGUAUUUUUUUUAUUGGUAUGGCCCACUAAAAUGUCCAGACACAAGCCUUGAAGGAACUCAAUUAUCAUUUACCUGCUAAUUUUUUAUUUGACCCAGAUUAAGCAAAAGCUGAAUGAAUGUUGAGUUACCUUUAGUAUGAUAACAAACAUGCAGUUCAUUAUAUGAAACAGUGAUACAUGUACAUGUUUAUGAUUUAAAUUAAAGGCUAUUUUAUGCCUAAUUAUGUUGUUGAGCCUUCUCGUCCAUGAGGGGCAUCCACCGAUCAUCGUCGGCGUCUGCGGUUCCUCCAAGGGCAUAGGCCACCUACGAGAGACCUCCAGGCAUCUCUAUCCUGGGCCAGCUUCUCCAGGAUCUUCCAUUCAUGGCCAAUUUUCUUGAUGUCUGUCUCCAAUUCUCGGCGCCAAGUGUUUCUUGGACGGCCUCUUUUCCGCUUACCCUGUGGGUUCCAUUUCAGGGCUUGCUUUGUUGUGUUAGAAGCAGGUUUUCUUAGUGUAUGACCAAUCCACCUCCACCGCUUCUGGAGAAUCUCUUCCUCAAUGGGUUUCUGUUUUGUCCGCUGCCACAGUUCCUGGUUGCUGAUUUUGUCUGGCCAGUGAAUUCUGAGAAUCCUUCUUAGACAGUUGUUGAUGAAGGACUGGAUUCUGGUCAGGUUUACGGCCGUUGUUCUCCAUGUCUCGGCUCCAUAUAGCAGCACAGGUUUUACCAUAGCGUUAAAAAUCCUUACUUUUAACUUGCUGCCUAAGUUGUUAGAGACCCAAACAUUCUUGAGUUGUUGGAAGGCUGCUCUUGCUUUUCCUAUCCUUAUUUUGACGUCCGCAUCUGUACCACCUUGUUUAUCUACCAUGCUGCCAAGGUAAACAAAACUGUCCACCUCCUCAAGGGCUUCUCCUUCAAGCAUAAUGGGUGAUGUACUGGUGGCAUUAACCUUGAGGAUUUUACUCUUCCCUUUGUGAAUGUUGAGACCCAUGCUAGCAGAAGUGGCUGCGACAAUGUUUGUUUUCUCCUGCAUCUGUUGUUGGGUAUGUGCAAGAAGUGCAAGAUCAUCAGCAAAGUCAAGAUCAUCCAGUUGAUCCCACAAGGUCCAUUGGAUGCCAUUUCUUUUCUGCUGUGUAGAUGUUUUCAUCACCCAGUCAAUGGCUAACAGGAAGAGGAAUGGUGACAGCAAGCAACCUUGUCUCACACCAGUCUUCACCUGGAAAGCAUCUGUCAACUGCUGGCCAUGGAUAACUCGGCAGUUUAUCCCUUCGUACAUGUUUCUGAUUAUAUCAGUAAUCUUCUGUGGCACCCCGUAAUGCCUUAGCAAUCUCCACAGGGUUUGCCUGUCAACACUGUCGAAGGCUUUUUCAUAGUCAACAAAGUUGACAUAGAGCGGCGAGUUCCACUCUAGUGACUGCUCUAGAAUGAUGCGCAGUGUCGCUAUCUGGUCCGUGCAGGAUCUGUUGGUGCGAAAGCCGGCUUGUUCGUCCCGCAACAGAGGGUCUACAGCGUUUUUCAUCCUGUUAAGUAGUACACGGUUGAAAACCUUUCCUGGGAUGGACAGCAGGGUGAUCCCUCUGUAGUUCGAGCAGGAGCUUAAGUCUCCCUUCUUUGGGAUCUUGAUAAGGUAUCCCUCUUUCCAAUCGGAAGGAACUUGCUCCUCUUCCCAUAUCUUCAUAAACAGAGGGUGUAGCAUUUCCACACUGGUUUCCAGGUCCGCCUUCAGUGCCUCUGCUGGGAUGCCAUCAGGUCCCGCAGCCUUUCCAUUUCUGAGUUGUUUAAUGGCCCUGCUAAUCUCUUCUUUGGUGGGACUAUUACAGUCAAUUAGCAGGUCAUUAUCGGCUGGUUGGAUAUCUGGUGGAUUUCUUGGUUCAGGCCUGUUCAGGAGCUCUUCAAAGUGUUCCUUCCAUCUCCCUCUCUGUUGCUCCUCACUUGGUAUGGUGUUUCCCAUUUUGUCCUUCACUGGUCUCUCUACCUUGCUAAAUUUCCCUGACAGCGUCUUAAUGGUAUCAAACAGUUCCCUCAUGUUCCCCUGGUGAGCUGCAUCCUCUGCUUCUUUAGCAAGUUUAUCAACAAAUUCCUUCUUGUCCCUCUUGAUGCUUUUCUUAACUUCCUUAUUUGCAUCUGCAUACUCCUUCUGGGACUUGUUUUUCUGUGCUCGGGUGCGGCUGUUAUUCACUUCUGAUUUCUUUCUUUUCCUUUCUUCUAUUUUAUUCAGCGUACCUGCUGUCAUCCAUUCUUUGUGUGCCUUUUUCCUGUUUCCUAGCACUUCUUGACAUGUUGACUGGACUGUUUCUUUCAUGCUUUGCCACUUUCCUUCGGUGGUUUCAUCUUCAAGUAUUUCUUGUAGGACUUGGAACUUAUUGAAUAGUGAGAUUCUGAAUUCUUCCUUUUUGGCUUGGUCCUUCAGGAGGGAGGUAUUAUACCGAGUCCUGUAUGCUGUUUGCUCGGUAUAAUGUCUCUUUAGUUUUAAUUUCAUCCUGGCCACAAGAAGAUGAUGAUCUGAGGCAAUAUCAGCUCCCCUCUUAACACGUACGUCUUGGAGAGAUCGCCUGAAUUUUUUACAAAUACAUACAUGGUCUAUUUGGUUCAUCGUUCUCAUGUCCGGAGAGACCCAUGUAGCUUUGUGAAUCCUCUUGUGUUGGAAAAUGCUCCCCCCUAUGACCAGGUCAGCUGUGGCACAUAGGUCCGCAAACCUCUCACCAUUGUCGUUCAUCUCGCCUAUCCCUUGCUGUCCCAUAACCUCUUCGUACCCUGUGUUGCUAUUGCCGAUCUUGGCAUUAAAGUCUCCCAUGAGGAUGACAAUGUUCCUCCGUGGGCGAUCCUGGACUAUGGUCAUUACUCUAUUGUAGAAUUCUUCCUUGUCUCCUUCAUCACUUUCAUUAGUUGGUGCGUAGCAUUGUAUAACAUCUAGGUUGAUGCUACGUUUCUUUGUUCGAAAGGUUGCUAAAAGAAUUCUAGGUCCAUGGGCCUCCCAUCCAAUGAGUGCUCCUUGUGCUGCCCUUGAUAGCAUCAUAGCAACACCCAGGGUAUGUGGGGCAUUGUCUUCUUUGUGUCCCGAAAAUAUCACCAUCUCUCCUGAGAUUAAUCUCUUCUGCCCCCAUCCAGUCCAUCUUGCUUCACUAAUUCCGAGAAUGGUGAGCUUAUAGCUCCUCAUCUCAGCGGCUAUUUGUGCCGCUUUACCAGCCUCGUACAUGGUGCGGACAUUCCAAGCGCCAAUGACGGUGGUAGUCCUGGUAGAGAUGAUGGUUGUCGGCUUAAUAGCUUCCAGAUUUCGGCUUUCACUAUUAGGCGUCAUAUUUUCCUCCUCAAGGAAUCCAUCCUCUCCCAGGACUGAAAUGUCUUUUGUUACUCUUUUCGGUGCUUUUGUAACUAUGAUUUUUUCUUAAUAGCUUCCAGAUUUCGGCUUUCACUAUUAGGCGUCAUAUUUUCCUCCUCAAGGAAUCCAUCCUCUCCCAGGACUGAAAUGUCUUUUGUUACUCUUUUCGGUGCUUUUGUAACUAUGAUUUUUACAUGGCAGGGUUGUUGGCCUUGCGCACAACCACUUGGGGGGUUGCCCCUCACAGCUCAAUGGGUAGCUGCCUUUGUUCGGGUUAGGUCCCUAGCCUUUGUGGAUCCCUCCACUUCCUACAAGGCAGUAGGGCUGAUUUUGGUCUGCCCCGGGUAUUUUAUUUCCCCGGUACCCUCCAUAUCUGGCGGGCUUUCCCCUAUCCGCCGGCUGGGGAGGCGCUCGAUAGAAGAUCAGCAUCUCCCACGAGAUGCCUAAUUAUACAAAAUAGAAAUAAAUAAGUAUAUAUUCAAAAAUAUUACUAAAGGUUUCAUAAUUCUCUUUCUUUACAUUUGUGUCCAUACAAGUGAAUAAUGUUGUAGACUAUUUUUAUUUUGUCAAUGAUGACAAUGUUUAUCAGCAUGAUAAUGAGGAAUUUCAAUAAAUGAAUAAAUUGAAUAAGCUAAUUUUUAUAUUAAAAAAAAUUUAAAACAGAAAUAAUGAUGGAAAUCUCUAGGAUUUUUUUCCCCACAAUAGUAUUUACCUUUGCCUAUGACAACUUUUAUGAGCAUGAUAAUGAUUAAUCAAAAUAAAUCUCACAAAUAUUAACAUCCCUUUAUUUUAUUCCACAAAACUAUUUACCUUUACCUAAGACUAAUUUAAAUUAGAUUUUUGGAAAUAUUGGAUGAGCAGGUCAUCAUGCAGCUGUGACUGUGAGCAAUGUUUGCAGAGGAUUAGUCGUAUAUCAUACGACGAUAGCAAGACGUUGAGCAAUAAUUAAUAUUGGAUUACCGACCAACAAACAGCGAGUGACUGUCUGACUUAUGGUAGAUGACUGAAAGCCUCAGUCACUUUGACCCAAAGCCGAAAUUUAAUUUAUCAGUUUCGGACGAAAACAAAACUAUGCAAAAAGUGACCAAACAGGAACUUUCUGGACCAAAACCAUAAUUCAAUCGCCCUCUUAUACAAAAUGCCAUCUCUUCAUUCCGUUAAAAUUUCAUCAUUAUUUAUUGUAUUACACCAAUGAUUAUUGAUUUAAGAUUCAGAUUUUUAUGUCAGCAGUUUCCUGAGAAACAUUAUAGAAUUAUUGUUUUUAAUUUCUCCAUUCCAGUCACCUAUUUUUUUCCAUACUUAUUAUCUUCCAGGCGGAAACAUUAUUUAUGUAUAUCAGCCCCAGCUAUGCCCCUUCCUGCCACCCCUCCAUCUCCUGGUCCAGGAGCAUAUGAGACAAGAAACUUUGAGGAGGUCCCAAAGCACUACAUGUCCAGCUCAGGAUUUGUGUCAACAACAGGACGUUGGACUGGCCAGGGUCAAAAUGCAGACUUGCCUGGUCCAUGUAAGUACUUCUCCUUCAAACUGUAAAUAGAUCUCUAACAACAUUUAUUUGACAUUCUAAAGCAAAAUCAUUUGUUUAAAUGGUAAUAAUUCUCACCUUAACCUACGAACUGUGCUGGUUACUAUUCUGUAAUGUGCAGGCAAUUUAGAGCUUUUUGGGUGCCUUUGAAAAAGGUGAUUACAUUCAAGUAACAAAGCAUGACAUACAUAAUAUAAACAUUAAUACAUGGCAAGAAACAGAUUCAAUUUAAAAAGCUGCUAUUUAAAUAUUUAAUCCAUAAAAUGAAAUAUAAGAAAACACAUAGAAUAACAUCCAAUUAUUUUUUGUUGGAACAAAAUCACCUGCAACAUAUUUUUGAAUGAGUCCUGUUGUUGCGGCAACGCCUACUCGCUCUUGGCGUAGGUCUAAAUCAUCAGAAAUUUCCCUUUCUGACCCACUAGAAAAAUAAUCAUAAUUAUCAUUGUCUUCGUGUGUGAUCGGAAAAUCAUCUUCCGAAUCACUUAAGUCAUUAGCUAAGAAGAAUUAUCAAAAAGAUUCCUGAUUUAUUUUGUAAGCUAGAUGGUCCAGCUAUGGCCUCAUCCAUUUCAAGAAAAUCUAAUUACAUAAAUUUGCUUGAUAAAGAUCGUUGUAAAAAUUACUAAAAAUUUAAAAAAAAAGGACACAGAAGAGCCAAAAAUGGAAGUUUAUUUAUUAAUAAAAGGAAGUAGUUUUAUUUAGUAGAAAAUAUUGGACUGGAAGUUGUUUUUUCAACGCAAUUUUUAUCGGCCGAUUUCAUUGCCCGACACAGUACAGGAAGAGGAACUCGGCCGACCACAGUUCGUGGGUUAAAGUGAAAUAUUUAGUAAUUAAAUAAACUUGAAAGACAUGCACUCAUAUUUUGUUAAACCAUUGCUUACAGCUCACUAUCGUCCAGUGCACUUAGGAAAACAGUCUUUUAUUUUCAACUCUGCAAGGAAGUGGAUCUAGCAGGGAAAUUUUAGCCAGUCAUUACAAUGAAUCAAUUAUAAACCUGCAGAAAAGACCUCACAAAACAUUUUAAGUUUUAUAGGUACGGCAACUAUCUUUAUGUUGACAUCUUAUUGUGCGGUCAAUGGUGAUUGCUUUCUUGUCUUCCUCUGUUACCUACCACAGUGUCUACUCACUUGUCUUUUACGUUGGCAUAUGAAAAUAUUUGUUCUUUGCUCUCAUGCUAAUUAAAAGGAAUUCAUUUAUCAUUUUGAUUUUGGAAGAGACUGGCACUACUACUAAAUGUAAAAAAAAAAGUUAAUGAAGAAACUAUAAAAAUAAAAGUAGGUCUUUGCGAGAAUUCAGUGUAUAAGAUGAACAUUAUUAUGUAUAAAACAUUACAUUAAGAACGAAAGACUGUGAGGGCGCAACCAAUUUUUAAAUGUAUUAUUGUUUAUCUGUGAUAAAAAUCUAUUGCAAUUUCCAUUAUUUAAUUUAGUCAAUAGUUAACUGUAAAGUUUCUGCCAAAACAUUUCAUAAUGCAAAAAUAUACUUGUGAAUUAAUAAAGGAAGUAUUGUUUGUAAAUAAUUUCUUAUGUUAUUAUAAAUUUGUCAGAUAAAUAAAUAUAUUUAAUAAUUAAGAGUGUUUUAAAACUGUCAUUAAUGUAAAUAUAUUAUUGGUACCUUCUCUGAGCAACAGUCUCUUGGUUAAUAAUUGGACUGAAGUAAUAGACUUUUAUUGUCAUGAAGCCAGUAUUAUGGAUUUUAUAAAACUGAAGGCUAUCUUAGAAUGCCUGCAUGUUGAUAACAAAUAAAUUGCAUGUUCUUUCUUUAGCAUGACAAAUUUGCUACGAAGAAGUUCAUGUUUAAUUUUAUAAAUAGAUUUAAAAACUAGAGGGCUAUAACUUGAAUCAUGUAAUUUUAAAAAUAACAUCAGGUUGUUGCUUAGUAACUUAGUAUGACUAGCAACAGAGUGUCUGCAAACCAUUUGAAUUGGGUAUUACAUGUGAAACUUUAACAAGUGGAAAUCAUCUGUUUCUUUGCAAGAAAUGGCAAAGAUGAAAGAAUAGUCCCAUAUUGAUGAUAAAACAAUAAACAAAUGACAUCGACAGCUGGGAUAAACAUAACUUUUAAUUAUCACUUAAUAAAUAUCUUCCUUUAAUCAAAGUCAUGUACAGUCAUGCAUAAAUCAGACAGGUGCGUUUGACAAACCUGACUGCCCUGACAGGUAAAACACAUUUAACAAUGAAUAUUUUCUUUUAAGUUUUAAACAAAUAUUGAAAUAUUGACAAAUUAUUAAGCCAGCUCCUAGAACUACGAUCUAGAACCAAAAUCAAUUGUAAAAAAAUAUAUGACUAUAAAAAAACUGACCACAUACAUUUUGUAAAAUUAAAUGUUAAAAUUUUCUAGAUUUGAAGUAAAGUACAGAACUUCUUAAAUGUAUUAAACUAUCAUUCUCUGAAGUUAUGAAAAUCUCUAUAUAAAAAAACUUCAAAAGAAAAAACAAAAUUGAGGUACAUUUUUUCUCUCCACAGUUUAUGGCAUGUCAUAAUAAAUAAAUAAAUUUUCUUACACCUGCAGAGAUUAGUGUGUAACUGAACUGUCUAACAUUUUCAUUAGCUAGUCAAAAUGAAAUUAAAAACAAUAUUUUGUUGUUGUUAUUCUUUUAUUCUCUUUAAUGUCCAUUGUCAAAUAGUAAAAUAUGCUCUACAAUAAUUAAAUAGCAAUCACUCGGGAACAUUAAACAAUUUGUUAUUAAAAAAAACCCCCAUGAAUUUGAUUAAUCCCAUACAUCACGCCGUCAUGAGAUGUCAUAAUUUAAAUGCAAUUAUUUAUUCUCGUAUAUAAAACUUUUCUUUUAAUUUGUCCUAGAAAAUGUAUUUUGAUACAAUUAAAAAAAGAAAAACUAAGAAUUGAUUCGUUUGUGCACAUAUUGAUUACAUUCUGUAAAGUUUUCAUGUGAGUCUACUGAUAUAAAAUUGCCAACUACGUACCAAUCUAUACCAUUAGUGUUUCAAAGACAGUGCGAUCAAGCCCGUUGUGCCAGUAUUUCUCCUCACACAAGUCAAGCCUAAUAUCACUUACACAACAAAUAACUUUGGCCAACUCUGCCAGUUUUUGCAGAUGCCUAUCACUUUUCUCUGUCGUUUCAAUGCCACUGAACAUAAUUCUAUCUGUUCACUAACUACCUAAUAGACUUAUCAUCUCUCACAGGUAGCAUCCAUUUCUUGAAGCUCUGUUGAGUUUGUAAUAUAGAUGGGUGGUAUUUUACUUUGAGUGUGUAUUACAAAAGGAGUUAAUUACAAGCAACUUCUUAAAGAAGAACCUGAAAGACUAGAAUCCCAAGAAGAUACACAUUUUUGUUUUCUUCUCUUUACUUACUUUAAUCAAAAAUAAAUCCAGUGAUGAAAAUGACCCCAGAGGUUAAACUUUUUAUUCAUUGCAACAUAUUUAGAUAUUGGUCAUGUGACUUAUGUAUGGAUCUUUCAUUGAAGAACAUGAAGGCUUAAGUUGUUUUGACAUAUAUUUGUUACAUUUAUAGCGUAAAACAGCAAUUAAUGUAUUUGAUCUCAUCUAGUUCUUGGUUAUGUGUCCACUUUUCAGCUGAUUUGUUUUAGCUGAAAUAUAUUUAUACUCUUACCAUAUCACAGCAAGUCGGCAGAAAACGUAAUGUAAAAUAUAGUCAACUACUAGCAAAAUCUGAACGCUUUGGCACAUAUGUUUUAUGCGGUACCUGGAAAAUCAACAUAUUCAAAUACCGUAAAACUUUAAUUCAUCUUUAGUUAUACUUUUAUUGGUAUUGUACAGAAACAGGGUCUAGUUAAAUUUUAACGGUGAAAAUGAAUUAAAACUCUGUUCAGUUUGUCCCCCUUUUAUUAGGUGGAAAAACUCAAAUGAAAAGGAAAUCCCAUUGAAUUCCCAUGAAAUGCUCUGCAGGACAUUGAUGUCUCUAAUUUUGUGCUGAUGUCUAGUUGAAAUAGAUCAUCAAAGGAAGGACUUCCAAAACAAUACAGUACAAUACACAGCAACAGAAAAAGAUGCUUUGAACACUUCACAACCAUUCCUCAAUGAUAAUAUUUUAGACCCUUGACAAAAAAAAAAAAGGUUUCUUCAUGAAAAAGACCAAUCAAGAACAAAAAUGAAACAUCGCUUUAGGCAUAAAACUUUUCUACAAUGUUAAUAUCCAUAUGUUGAAGUAGAAAUAAAAAAAAAAAUCAAUGAAAAAAAAAUUAAAAAAUAUAUAUUUGUAACAUUGCAGUCAACAACCAUGAUGAAAUGUUUUGAUACAUUUUCUUUACAUAAUAGGCUAAUAAUUUAAAAUGAUUGUUAAAAAACCAACUCUCGCAUUUUUGACACUUGUUAACAUGUCACUGGCACGUCGCUAUGGUUUCAUCACGUUGCUAUUGUUUUAAUCACUUGCAACUUACCAUCAAUGUACUGUUAUUGAUUGUUGUAGCUGAAUCUUAGAUACACAAUGUAUAGUAUUGUAAUAAUGUAAUACAGGGCUGAAACCGAUAUG
Molecule: messenger RNA, 15784 nt
Organism: Lymnaea stagnalis (great pond snail)
Lineage: Eukaryota; Metazoa; Mollusca; Gastropoda; Lymnaeidae
Source: the annotation of a GenBank genome assembly